CGUAAGCGCAGAGCAAAAUUUUGUACUCGUGUCGACUGUCGAAGACGGAGUGCAGUGGAGCAAGUUUCUGGUUUCGUCUGCAAACGUGCCGAGUUAAAGCCUCCUCGAAGGCUCAAACGUUUCUCGUUUCCACCCGGUUUGCACCGGAUGUUGGAAUUGUUUUUCACGAGCAUCCUCGCCAGCGGAUCCGAGAGGACAUCGAAGGGCAGAUUGAAUUGAACAGCUAAACAUUCGAGCACCUGGAAUAUUUGAGAAUGAGCGUCGACGCGUACGGGCCCUCCAGCCAGACCCUCACCUUCCUGGACACGGAAGAGGCAGAUUUAAUUGGAGCAGACACCCAGGGCAGCGAGUUCGACUUCACCGACUUCACGUUGCCCAGUCAAACAAGUCAGACACAGGAUGCCCAGAGCCAACAGAGCCAGCCAGUGCAGGUCAAUGGGACCAGCGGGACGUCGUCUUUGGAGCUGAAAAUAUCGGGAGCGGCACAAAGUCUCGCUGAAUUGCAGUUUGAGGAAGAGGAGGAGGAGGCAUAUUACAAUCGUGAUUUGCCGGAACACGCGUGUAAAUACUGCGGUAUUCAUGAGGCAUCUUGCGUCGUAAUGUGUAAUGUUUGCCGAAAAUGGUUCUGCAACGGACGCGGAAAUACCUCGGGCUCGCACAUCAUCAAUCAUCUGGUACGAGCAAAACACAAGGAAGUCACAUUGCACAGAGAUGGGCCCCUGGGUGAAACAGUUCUCGAGUGUUAUUCUUGUGCAGUGAGGAAUGUUUUUGUCCUGGGAUUUAUACCCGCAAAAGCAGACUCGGUUGUCGUUCUACUCUGUCGACAACCGUGCGCCGCACAAAGUUCUCUCAAAGACAUGAACUGUGGAAGCAGUGGAAUUUGUUUAAGAGAGAAGGAGAAUAUAAACUUACCGAUCGAAACUCGUGCUUUUCCAGAUGAAAUCGACGACAAAAUUGCUGACGCACUCGGUGGGCGCGCCCGAAUUAUUCUUGAGCUCAAUGCCCACUUCCUCGCCAUAAUUGUCCGGAAUUUUGAUGACAUGUCCAAUGCCCGACCAGGGCUUGUGCAGCUCGCCGAGAUAGCGCAGUCGCAACUCGUCGCCGUGCAUCAGCUUCAUGUCGCCGUCGGUCUUGGCCAGCAUAAAGUAGGCGAUCGUCUUCUUGUUGAGGCCAACGUCCCAGCGCACCUCAAUGUUCUCCUGUGUCUGCGACUCCUUCAGUCGCUUGUCGUAGUCCGCCUCGAGCUUGACCAGCGGUCCAAAGAUAUUCUGAUACUGGUAGCCGUCCUCGUAGCGCAGCAGCACCUGCUGCGGCUCCUCGUCGACUCCCGGCUUCUCCAGGUCCUGGAAGGUCGCGUCCACAUUGUCGCGCCACAACUCCUCGAGUUUGUUGAUCUGCUGGGCCGAGAUCUGGCGGGCGCGCAGCUGCUCCUGCUCCGAGGGGAUCUUCACCAGCCAGGCGAGGAAACUACGAAACGCACGAGUUUCGAUCGAAUGCAACUCGCGCUGCGAAAAUUUGCAGUGGACGACUCGUCGGUAUCAGCCUACAUUUAUCAUCGACUCUUGGGCCACGAAGUCGAGGAAGUCCUCUUUCGUUGUCACCUUCCGAAACACUUUAGCGCGCCAAAUUUGCCGGAUUUAAAUCGCUCGCAAGUCUACGCCGUGAAACACGCCGUGCAGAGGCCCUUGUCGCUAAUUCAAGGACCUCCCGGCACCGGGAAAACGGUCACGAGUGCGACAAUAGUUUAUCAACUCGUCAAGCAAAACGGCGGUCCCGUCCUUGUGUGCGCGCCCUCAAAUACAGCCGUUGACCAGCUCACGGAGAAGAUUCACAAGUCAAAUCUCAAGGUUGUCCGACUCUGUGCGAAGUCUCGCGAGGCGAUCGACUCGCCGGUGAGUUUUCUCGCGCUGCACAAUCAAAUCAAGAAUAUGGAGACGAACACGGAACUGCAGAAGCUUCAGCAAUUGAAGGACGAGACGGGCGAGCUCUCGAGCGUUGAUGAGAAACGCUACCGACUGUUGAAGAAAGCGGCUGAGAAGGAGUUGCUCGAGGCGGCUGAUGUGAUUUGCUGUACUUGUGUUGGUGCCGGGGAUCCGCGACUUCAUCGGCUCAAGUUCCACUCGAUUUUAAUUGACGAGAGUAUGCAGGCAACCGAGCCGGAAUGCAUGGUUCCGGUCGUUUUGGGCGCGAAACAGUUGAUUCUUGUUGGGGAUCAUUGUCAGCUCGGUCCAGUUGUGAUGUGCAAAAAAGCGGCGCGAGCUGGCCUAUCACAGUCAUUGUUUGAGCGACUCGUUGUCCUUGGAAUCCGACCUUUCCGGCUUGAAGUUCAGUAUCGAAUGCAUCCCGAUCUCUCGCGAUUUCCCUCGAAUUUCUUCUACGAGGGCUCGCUGCAGAAUGGCGUCUGUGCGGAUGAGCGGAAGCUGCUGAAGAUUGAUUUUCCCUGGCCGGCACCCGACAAACCAAUGUUCUUCUAUGUGACGCAGGGUCAGGAAGAAAUUGCGGGCAGUGGCACGUCCUAUCUGAAUCGUACCGAGGCCUCGAAUGUGGAGAAGAUAACGACGCGAUUUUUGCGCUGUGGCGUGAAGCCCGAGCAGAUUGGAGUGAUCACGCCCUAUGAGGGCCAGCGGGCGUAUUUGGUGCAGUAUAUGCAGUAUCAGGGAUCGUUGCACGCGAAAUUGUAUCAGGAGAUCGAGGUGGCGAGUGUUGACGCAUUCCAGGGUCGGGAGAAGGAUAUUAUUAUCAUGUCGUGUGUGAGGUCGAACGAGCACCAGGGAAUCGGAUUCUUGAAUGAUCCGCGACGAUUGAAUGUCGCGUUGACUCGGGCCAAGUAUGGAAUUAUCAUUGUCGGGAAUCCGAAGGUGCUCUCGAAGCAGCCGCUCUGGAAUCAUCUGUUGAGUUUCUACAAGGAGCAGAAGGUGCUGGUCGAGGGGCCGCUGAACAAUCUCAAAGAGUCGAUGAUCCAGUUUGCGAAGCCGAAGAAACUGGUGAAUGCGGCGAAUCCCGGCUCGCAUUUCAUGUCGACGUCGAUGUAUGACGCGCGAGAGGCCCUGAUUCCGGGCUCGGUUUAUGACAGAUCGGGGGGCGCGGGACAGAUGAAUGGCACGCAGAAUAAUAAUCACAGUAAUCCGUACUAUCAUCAUCAUCAUCAGCGGAAUGUGCCGCUGGACAUCUUCAGUCGGACGCAUGACACGAUCAGUUACAUCAGUCCGGAGCGUGCGCAGGCGGCGAUGAACAAUGUGCCGGUGCCGGUGGGAAUGUUCAUGAAUAUGGCGCAUGUUCCGCCAAGAUUCUACAAUCAGCAUCAGCAGGCGUUGCAGGCGAAGCAGAAUCAGCGCAAUCGGCGUGGUGUCACGGGGGCGGGCACUCUGAAGAGCAGCAACAAGUCGGGCCCGCGAAUGGGGAAAUUGAGUCAGACGGAGCAGAAUACGCAGCCGUAUAGUCAGCCGGGGCUGCCUCUGACGCAGGGCACAACGCAGGGUAUGUCACAGCCGGGUUUCAGUCUCUCGCAACCUGGACUUUCGCAGGCGGAACUCUCGCAGGACUCGUUCGCCGUCGGAGAAUUCCAGUCACAGAUGGACGGACUCCUGUCCCAGGACUCGACGUAUCAGGGCGACCGAAGCGGCUUCUACCAGUCGGGCCAGUCGCAGGCCGGAGGUCAGUUCUCCCAGCCCUACUGAGCCGAAAGCAUACGGCUGAGCAAUGCAUUCGCCAUGCAGUGUCGCGGGAGCGACUGAAGGCUCGUUCGACCAAUUCUUCUUCGUCCAACAACAAAUACAUCACUAACUGCGCAAAACGGUAAAACGGCUGGCUCGGCGAUCGAGUACGGUAUUAUCAAAGUGCAUGAGGUCGUCGUCGGCGUCGUCAAAGAGGGGUUAUACUAAAUCGCCGUCGUCGUCGUCGUCGUCAAUGGAAAAACAACCAAAACUGUUGUUCAUUCAUUCAUUCUCAUUCAUACUUUCAUUCAUUCAUUCAUGCGUCAAUGAUGAUUGAGGAGGCGAAAAACACCACCAGCUGAAUGGAAACAGCAAACGAAUUUACUUGACACGCGCUUACCGUGAGCGGACCGUUUUAUCGCGGGUUUCGAGUGACGCUGGAAUUAAACACAACAAACAAACAAAAAACAACGUAAAACGUAAAAAAAAAAACCGGUACGUGCAACGCUUAAAUGACGCGACCAAAUUCAACGAGUGUGCGAUUGAACGGAGGUUUUCUAAUAUCACCGAGAGAGAAAGAGGGAAAAUUCGAGUGGAAUCAGUUUCAGGGGAUGCUGCUUCGGAAGCUUUUUUUGUUUUUGUUUUUUUUUUGUUUGGCCCCCGUUCGUUGUAGACAAAGCACGCACGCGCUAUGCGCUGUGCGCAUGUGCACGCGCUGUGCGGCACAGAGGCGACACACGUGCUAGUUGAUUGUCACGGUAUCGUCGACACAAAAUAAUGGUUGAAAUCAAUCGAGUAGAAUCUUCGUCGGACAGCGCGCGAGGUCAAUAUAUCUUUCCUCGUUCCUUGUUUUUUUGGCUUUUGCAUGUGAGUGAAAUGCAACGCUGACCGCGGAGAAUUCGUCAUUUCGAACACCGAUCAUGUUGCUUCAUUUUAUUUUCUUUCUUCUUCUUUUCCUCUCUUUUCCUCUCUUAUUUUGUUAUUUCGUAAGGUCAAUUAUUUAUUACCGCCGAGGCCGAAAGAACGAGGGCCUUAAAAUAUCAUCAGUUUAGUAAUCUGCAUCAUUAUAAUCAUGAUCAUGAUCAUGAUCAUGGAGGACUUGAUUUGUUUUUCUUUGAAAAAUGUGAAGGGCAUAAUCGAGAACGACGAGUGGGAUUGGGAGGGAGGCGUCCAAUGAAAUGUCUUUGUUGAUGACACCUGAAAAUGUCUGUCGAGAAAUGACGAUUCUGGCCCUGAAGAGGAAUGGGAUUCGUUGAGGGUGGAAUCGGCCGAAGGUGUGGAGUGGAGUCGGUACAAGUAGACUUAUUCAGUGAAUUUUACUCGUUUAACACUUUAAAAAUCAAACGUCAUUGUCUCUACUAUUGUUUCCAGCGAUAUGUUUCUCUUUUUUAAUUUUAUUACUUCUGUUUUUUCUGUUUAUAAUGGAAUUUUUUUAUUUAUAUGGUACCCCCCGCACUCUGUACCGGCUUCGGACGGUAAUUAUUUCGUCGGCAAGUAACAAGUAGUGUGCAUUAAUGAAGCCUAAAAUUAACAUUUAUUUUUUUCUGAUUAACAGCGCACCGCUAACUGCAGAUACAGAAAUUCAUUGUGAAAUCUUAUGGUACCAAUAAAUUUGAUUUGAAAUCU
Belonocnema kinseyi is the source of this 5279-nucleotide messenger RNA. RefSeq names its product regulator of nonsense transcripts 1 (gene Upf1). Gene Ontology annotation, cellular component: cytoplasm. Bases 255 to 3677 code for a protein of 1140 amino acids. Gene Ontology annotation, molecular function: DNA binding; hydrolase activity; zinc ion binding. Lineage: Eukaryota; Metazoa; Arthropoda; Insecta; Hymenoptera; Cynipidae. The record is from RefSeq and is a predicted model, not a curated record. The transcript is spliced from 8 exons. Gene Ontology annotation, biological process: nuclear-transcribed mRNA catabolic process, nonsense-mediated decay.